AUGAGGUUGAUACUUUCUACCGGAAACAUCGUCAGCAGUGGACCAUCUGUCCUCAGAAGACCGGCGACAGAGAAGUCCAAUGUGGAAUUUCUGAACUCGCUACGAUAUAACUUCGUUUCCGCGCAAGAGAUCGAACCCUCACACACCAACUCGCCAUGCGAAGAGACGCAUUCGCCGCCCCAGAAGCUCUCCUAUAGCGACUAUACUACCUGGACUUCCAGAGAUGGCGACACGCUAUAUGUGCCCUCCCUAGACUUUUCAAUGUCUGGCCUGUCUGAAGAUCGUUCGCAGUACGAUGUCACUGUGAAGCUUUUUUACCUUCCAGGAGUACCAGCGCAGCGGAGAUGUCAACAUGCGCGGGAAUCAAUCGAUCUAGUCCUCAAGGAGCUGCAUAUAAGCUGCAUAGAUUUGUUGAUCGUCUCGUUUCCGGAGGUCACAUUUGAUGCGGAUGACGAGGGCGAAGAAGAGCUGUCGAACAGCGAAGAGAACGGGUCGGAACUAGACAAUAUUGUCAAGACAUGGCGGGCCUUGGAGGCCAUGCAUGAGCAAGGGAUAAUAGCUCAACUCGGCAUAGCUGAAUUUGACAGUUCACGCCUCGCGAAGCUCCUGGCACAAACAAAGAUUCGGCCCAAUGUCGACCAGAUCAACGUCAAAGAUUGCUGCGUCGUACCGAAAUCGUUGAUCCUUUAUGCAAAACAAGAGAACAUCGAGCUCCUUACACACAAUGACUGCACGGAUAUCCUUCCCCGAGGCACCACUCGAGACCUGCUAUCUCGCACCGAAAAGGGUGCCGGUAUACUUGCUGCCACAGCUGGCGCCGACGAUGGUGGUAUAAAGGGCGAUGUCGACCCCCAGUGGGUCAUCAAGUAUACCGCCGUGGUUAAAGACAGAGGUGUGAUUGAGAACAAAGGAUAUUUUGCCCUAGCAGAUGUCGGGCCUUGA
Molecule: messenger RNA, 942 nt
Organism: Trichophyton rubrum CBS 118892
Lineage: Eukaryota; Fungi; Ascomycota; Eurotiomycetes; Onygenales; Arthrodermataceae
Exons: 2
Coding region: 1-942 (313 amino acids)
Biological process (GO): glutathione biosynthetic process
Cellular component (GO): glutamate-cysteine ligase complex
Molecular function (GO): glutamate-cysteine ligase catalytic subunit binding; enzyme regulator activity
Source: RefSeq, a predicted model, not a curated record